GUUAUAAAUAAAUAUAACAUUAUAAUAUGCAAAGAAAUACAACAUAGAAAUAACACGAAUCACAUUUUCACGCCUCUGACAUCAGAUGUUCCCAUCCGCACACCGUAAGCGUCAGUAACCAUGGCAACUACAAACAUCGGCGGAAGUGAAGUCUGUGAAAUGCUUGAGUCAUGUCUAGCAGUAAGGAGCAGGCGUCCAUCAGUCAGGUGAUGUGUUUCCUCCAUGAGUGGGAUCAGGGCAAUAAGACGGUGCGCAGUCGAAUGCUAAGUGACUUUCUGGCCAAGAACACAGGAAAGACAUGUCCAGAACUGGAGCUUGAGUUUGCUCAAGUUGCCAGCCUGUUCCUUGCUCGGCUCACUGCCUGGAUAAGACUAACCUAUAUGUUUGGAACGUGUCUAGACCUUCAGCUGAGAGCAGUGGGGGUUUUCCUCUCUGCCAACAGCAGUCACCAGUACAUGAUUGAGUUUCUGGAGGUGGGUGGAGUGCUUACCCUGCUUGAGAUUCUAGGACAAGACAAACUCAAAGAUGGGGAUAAAACCGAGGCUCUUUGUCUGCUCCAGAUCAUCGCCAACGCAGGCCAAAAAUAUAAAGAGCUUAUCUGUGAAAGCUACGGUGUGAAGGCCGUAGCUGAAUGUUUGGCCAAAUCUGAGACAGAGGGGACUCAGGAGACCGCCGCCGCCCUGCUAGAAUCUUUAGCCCAUGGAAACCCCAAAUACAAGAAUCAGGUGUACAAGGGCCUUAUCGCCCUGCUGACCUGCACCUCACCAAGAGCACAGCAGCUUGUUUUACAUAUCCUACGUAUAGUUCAGCCCAUUGUAAAAACAGCCCAUCAUAGCAUAGUGGAACCCUUAUUGAAUCUGCUGAGGUCCCUACAUUUAGAAGUACAAUAUGAAGCCAUAGAACUGAUAAUAGAGCUCAUGCAAUCAGAGGUUAGACCGGCUCUGCUUAGGGGUCUGGUGGCUUUUCUCAAACCAACUAAAGAGAGAAACACCAAACACAAGAUCCUGGAGGAUCCAGAGGUGGCCAAAAUGACUGAUUCACUCCCUGUGCUUCUCCAGCAAGCAGCUUCUGCAAAAACCAUCAGGAUUCUGGCACAGAGAAGUGAGGAGAUAUCCAAAGAGCUGCUCUCUCUCAGAGUGAUCCAUCACUUACUGUAUGCAAUGGGGAACCAGGAACAUGCAGAUGCCCAGAGACAAGCCAGCCUGGCUUUGGAGUAUUUUGUGCGUAUGUAUCCAGUGGUGGAAGAGCAUGUAUGCAGAGCUAUGGGCACCAGACUGUUUGAGUCUUUUAUGCACAAUGCUGAUGUCCUACAUUUGAACAUGGAUGACAUUCAAGCUGACAUUUUACACUCAAAUAAAGUGAACAUUUCAUGUGGUGAGUUGACAAAUCUAGAGAGACAUAGCUAGGUAGUAUGUUUUUGUCUUUAUUUGAAAGACACCAGUGCUUCAAUUGGCUAUUGAAAAUUAUUGUAUAUUAGAAUGCCCUUUCAUUUU
Sinocyclocheilus rhinocerous is the source of this 1493-nucleotide messenger RNA. RefSeq names its product armadillo like helical domain containing 1 (gene armh1). The transcript is spliced from 11 exons. The record is from RefSeq and is a predicted model, not a curated record. Lineage: Eukaryota; Metazoa; Chordata; Actinopteri; Cypriniformes; Cyprinidae. Bases 171 to 1406 code for a protein of 411 amino acids.